AUGGCCGAGCAUCUGGCACGGAUCAUCGGAACGGAAGAGGACAGAGUUAACUGUCCCUUCUUUUGGAAAAUAGGCGCAUGCCGCCAUGGCGAUCAGUGUAGUCGAAGCCACUACAAGCCAAACAGUGCUCAAACGUUAGUCAUCCGUCACAUGUACGACAACCCCCCAAUGGCCGUUGCAAUUGCAGAAGGGCAAAUGGUGGAGGAUGAAGUGUUGGACAAAGCAGCGGACCAUUUUGAGGAGUUUUACGAAGAAGUCUUUGAGGAAUUAAUGAAGUAUGGUGAAAUUGAAGAUAUGGUUGUAUGUGACAAUAUAGGAGAUCACAUUAUUGGAAAUGUGUACAUAAAAUACACACACGAGGAUUAUGCGGAGAAGGCUGUGAAGGAGUUGAAUGGGAGAUUCUAUGCGGGAAAGCCGUUACAAAUUGAGUAUACCCCUGUGACAGACUUCAGGGAGGCAAGGUGCAGGCAGUUUGUCGAUGGCCAAUGUCGACGAGGUGGGUACUGCAACUUUAUGCAUAUCAAACAUGUACCAAGGGCUGUCAAGCGGAAGCUGUACAAACGAAUGUAUAAAAAAUUUCCAGAAUAUAAGAAAAGGCGUAAAACGAAAGAUGGUUCGGAGGACGGACAUCACGAUAGCCACAGGGAUAGAGGAAGUAGGGACAAACAUAGACGUGAUAAAUAUGGGGACAGUCACCACUCUUCUAGACGCAGAAAUAGGAGUAGAAGUCGGAGCAGGAACCGAAGCAGGAAUCGUGAUGAUGCCGAUGGGGACAGCGACGGUGCCAGUAGAAGACAUAAACAUCCUAGGCGAGAAAAUAGUGCCGAACGCAGGGAAAAAAUUGAGAGGUGGAAUAAGGAGCGAGAAAUGAAGAAUAUGCAAAGGGAUGAUGUUGAGCAGGAUGCUUGCCAGGAGGAUAAG
Molecule: messenger RNA, 921 nt
Organism: Plasmodium cynomolgi strain B
Lineage: Eukaryota; Apicomplexa; Aconoidasida; Haemosporida; Plasmodiidae
Product: U2 snRNP auxiliary factor small subunit
Exons: 1
Biological process (GO): mRNA splicing, via spliceosome
Cellular component (GO): spliceosomal complex; U2AF complex
Molecular function (GO): metal ion binding; pre-mRNA 3'-splice site binding
Source: RefSeq, a predicted model, not a curated record